AUGAACACGCUGUUUAAGAAGAAAAAAGUGUUGAGAGUGAGUCAUGGGAGAGACGACAGGAGGAAGAGAAAGGAGGGGCAGGCCCGUCGCGGGGGUGCAGGCCACACCGGAGUAGCGCCAAGUAGUGAAAACGAGACUAAAGUGAAGUGCCAAGGCGAGUCCGAUUCGAGUGGGCGGGGCAACGGCGGACGGGGUAGCGGAGGACGAGGCAGCGACAGGCGAGGUAGAGGCGAACGAAGUAGCGACAGGCGAGGGAGCGACAGACGGGUUGCCCACCCACAUGGCGCACAUGUCAAGGAGGAGGACGAAGACAUCCCCCCGCAGCGCGACCAAGGGGGGAAGAACGGCCUCACCGAGGGGAAGGAGAACAUGUCGGAGUCGCGGCACGAGGGAGGAAAUUCCAAAGCGUUUAAGAGCGCCUCCUCCCCGCAGAGAUGCACCUGCGACUGCCACCGAUGUCGCUCUCCGUUAAGGGCAAUCGAUCCGGGUGACCGCGUUGACGACGUGUCGGAAGAGCGCGUAGACGACGUAUCGGACGACCGCCUAACAGACGAGCGGGGAGGGCGCCUAACCGAAGAACGGAGUAACGACCUAACUGACGAACGGAGUAACGACCUAACUGACGAACGGAGUAACAACCUAACUGACGAAUCGAGUUGCCCAUAUGCAUCCCCCCCACACUGCUCAGACGCCAGCGACAUCUCCAACCUCUCCCCUGACGCAUUCUGCUUCGAAAAGCAAUUUAAAUAUAUAUAUGACCUGUACAGGCAGAAUGACAAGAAUGUGUAUUUAUUUUACAACCCUCCGAUGUGUAGGUGUGUUAAUAAACCAUUGAAGGAGAAGUACUAUCGGAACCUGUGCCGGAAGUACCCCUGCCUGUUCAAUUGCACGUUCGAAGAUGAGGAGGGUGGGGGGAGGUCCAAUAGAGGGGAAGCUACCCACACGGGGGAAGCACCCCACACGAAGGAAGCACCGCAGACAGGGGAAACUCCGCACAUGGGGGAAGCGCCCCAAACAGGGGAAGCGCCCCAAGGGGGGGAGGAACCAAGUGAUGCCAAGAGACUGACGUACGCCGAGGUCGCGUCGGACGCAGUGGAAAUGAAGCUCUACGCGAAGGCGUUUUUCGAGUUGUGCCUUCUGCAGGGGGCCAGAGGGGGGGUAGGCGGGGUGGAAAGGGGUGACGGGGUGAAGGAGGCGGCGGGUGACCGGACGAAGGAGGCAUCGAGUGACAGGGCGAAGAAUACAUCGAGUGACGGGGCGAAGGAAGCAGCGGGUGACUCCCCACGCAAGCAAAGUGCUGCCAACAGCACGCAAGCGGGGGAGCCCCUCCUUGGCGAACAAGAAAAAGACAUGCUUCAAAAAUUCUUCAAUAAAUGUCUACGUAGAAUGAUGAGGCGUAAAUCCCCAACGUGCGAAAACAGCUCAUGCUGCGGGCUUCUCUACGUACCUUACAGUUACAUCGUGGUUCUGUUGAAUAGAAAGGUGGAAAAUUUGAGUUAUAUUUGUAGCAACUUAAAACUACCCUGUAGCACUGACAUGUAUUACAACAACAAGAAGAACGUCGUUACCAUUUGUACAAAAAAUUCCGUUCAUGAAUUCUUUUGUUAUUACUCUCUAAAAGAAAAUCGAUACAUAAAAAAUGUGCUCAUUUAUGAUAUCUUCUUCUAUGGGUUUAUUCCAUUCUUUAAGCCACUACUCAAUUUGAAAGUGAAGAAAAAUCUGGAUAAGGUGAUUAACUACGUGAGCUACAACAAGGGGUGUAACUUAUCCGUCGUCUUCUUCUGGAGCGGUGGAAGGGGUGGAAGGGGUGGAAGGGGAGGAAGUGGCGUGGAGAGUCGCGUGGAGAGUCGCGUGCAGAACCGCGUGGACAGCCGCGUGGACAGCUGCGGAGAGAGCAGCAGCGGGUGGAGUAGUGCCGAGAGCGAAGCUGAUGAAACGAAUCGACGAAGACAAGGAAGCAACAUGAUGCACCUCCGUGUGUGCAAAAUUAUUAACAUAAAUCACCCAAAUGAAUACAAAGGGGGGAGAAGAAGUAGGUACCUUAAGAAGGACUGCACAGAAGGAAAUGCAAACAGAGAGAGGAAGGACAUGAUGAAUGCAGACCAACAGUACUUCGCUAACCUCUGCAACGGAAGUGAAGUCAUAAAUAAUAUGAAUAUUAAUAUGGUUGUCGAAAAAAUUGUUGAGAUUGCUAAUCGGAAGGAGAGUAGUCUCUGUGAGGAGAGUUGUAUUUUCAACAGGCAGAACAGAAUGCACCACCUGUUCAACGAAGCAUUGUUCUUCUUUAAUGACCACUCUGAUUUAUACACAUAUGAGGAAUACAAAAAGGGGAAGCUUCAGAGUGUGGGAAGAGGUGGCGACCAGGACAACAAACCCACUAUGGAACAGCAGCACAGCGCAGAACCUGUUCAAUAUUUACGUCUGCUCCUUCUUAACGAAAGAGAGCAGCUGCAAAGGGGUUGCAUCCUCUGUCGGGGAGAAAAAAAAAAAAAAAAUAACGGGAAUAACGGGAAUAACGGGAAUAAAGGAAAUAACGGGAAUAAAGUUAACAAGGCAGAUAAGGGAGAUAAAAUGCCCUACCAGGAGAGGAUUCGCUUCAUUAAAGAGUGCUACUUCCACCUCUUUCGCAUUUACAAAAAUAAGUUUCGUGUCUCCCUGAAGGAGGAAGAAGAAGCCAUACUGCACAGGAAUAACUGGGUCAGCGAGGAUUCGCUCAUCUCGCUCGGGGGAGAGGGUGCCAUGCCCAGGUGA
Plasmodium cynomolgi strain B is the source of this 2751-nucleotide messenger RNA. RefSeq lists its product as hypothetical. The record is from RefSeq and is a predicted model, not a curated record. NCBI's taxonomy places the organism in Eukaryota, Apicomplexa, Aconoidasida, Haemosporida, Plasmodiidae. The transcript is spliced from 3 exons. Bases 1 to 2751 code for a protein of 916 amino acids.